Molecule: messenger RNA, 486 nt
Organism: Olea europaea var. sylvestris
Lineage: Eukaryota; Viridiplantae; Streptophyta; Magnoliopsida; Lamiales; Oleaceae
Product: histone H4
Exons: 1
Coding region: 66-377 (103 amino acids)
Biological process (GO): nucleosome assembly
Cellular component (GO): nucleosome
Molecular function (GO): structural constituent of chromatin; DNA binding; protein heterodimerization activity
Source: RefSeq, a predicted model, not a curated record
CCAACCAAUUCAACCACUGAUUCAAGUUCCAUCUCGGUUAUCAACGCAACACAGAAAAAGAAAAAAUGUCAGGGCGGGGAAAGGGCGGCAAGGGUUUGGGCAAGGGCGGAGCGAAGCGCCACCGUAAGGUUCUCAGAGAUAAUAUUCAAGGCAUUACCAAGCCAGCGAUUCGGCGUUUGGCUCGUAGAGGUGGAGUUAAGCGUAUCAGUGGGCUCAUCUAUGAAGAAACCCGUGGCGUUCUCAAGAUCUUCCUUGAGAAUGUCAUUCGUGAUGCCGUCACCUACACUGAGCAUGCUCGCCGCAAGACUGUUACGGCAAUGGAUGUUGUUUAUGCUCUCAAGAGGCAGGGCAGGACCCUCUAUGGCUUUGGUGGUUAGAAAAUUAGGCUUCUGAUGAAAUAAUUUGUAAUUAGGUUUUUGUUUCGGAGUUGACAUUAUUGCAUCAUCUCAGUUAAAUGAAAUUUGGUUUUCAUAAUUUUUUAUCUUA